This is a messenger RNA of Pistacia vera, 1511 nucleotides long. RefSeq names its product endoglucanase 2-like. Lineage: Eukaryota; Viridiplantae; Streptophyta; Magnoliopsida; Sapindales; Anacardiaceae. Gene Ontology annotation, molecular function: hydrolase activity, hydrolyzing O-glycosyl compounds. The transcript is spliced from 6 exons. Gene Ontology annotation, biological process: carbohydrate metabolic process. The record is from RefSeq and is a predicted model, not a curated record. The coding region runs from base 105 to 1496 and encodes 463 amino acids.
UUUACACAAUAAAGAAGAAAACUAGUCACUCUAGUAAGCCAGCUCCGGUUCCCGGUCCCCCCGGCGCCGUUGAAAAGAAGUAUGCCGAGGCACUUCAAACCGCAAUGCAGUUCUUCGAUGUACAAAAAUCUGGUAAGCUGGUAAAUAACAAAAUAUCGUGGAGAGGAGAUUCAGCACUGAAGGACGGAAGUGAAGCACGUUUGGAUCUCUCGAAAGGCAUGUAUGAUGCUGGAGAUCACAUGAAGUUUGGAUUUCCAAUGGCUUUUACUGCUACGGUAUUGUCAUGGACCAUCCUUGAGUAUGGAGAUCAGAUGGAGGUUAUAGAUCAGUUGAAACCAGCCCAAGAUUCUCUCAAGUGGAUCACUGACUACCUUAUCAAUGCUCAUCCUUCUGCUAACGUGCUUUAUGUUCAGGUAGGUGAUCCUGAUAAAGACCAUAAAUGUUGGGAAAGGCCUGAAUCCAUGACCGAGGAGAGGCCAGUCACUCAGGUCAACACGUCUUCUCCUGGGUCGGAUGUUGCAGCUGAAACUGCAGCAGCCAUGGCUUCAGCGUCCCUGGUGUUCAAGAAGAGUGAUUCAACAUAUUCAAGCACGCUUCUUAGGCAUGCUAAAGAGUUGUUUACUUUUGCUGACAAAUACAGAGGUUCUUACAGCGACAGCAUUCCCCAAGUCCAAAAUUAUUACAAUUCCACAGGAUAUGGAGACGAGCUUUUAUGGGCAGCUAGCUGGCUCUACCAUGCAACGGGGGACAAAUCCUACCUCCAAUACGUGACUGGGCAGAAUGGAAAAGAUUUUGCUAAUUGGGGAAGUCCAACCUGGUUUAGUUGGGAUAACAAACUUGCAGGAGCCCAGGUUUUGUUAUCCAGAUUGAGUUUCUUUCAUGCCAAGGACUCCUCAGAUAACUCUGGCCUUCAAAUGUACAGGAAAACAGCUGAGGCUGUUAUGUGCGGUCUUCUACCAAAAUCUCCAACAGCCACAACCGACAGAACGGAUGGUGGUCUUAUAUGGAUCAGUCAAUGGAACUCUCUGCAGCAUCCCGUUGCUUCAGCAUUUUUGGCUGCUCUAUACAGUGAUUACAUGCUAACAUCACAAACUGCAGAGCUAACCUGUAGUGGACGUUCUUUCAAGCCAUCGGAUCUCCGGGACUUUGCCAGAGAUCAGGCUGAUUAUGUUUUGGGCGACAAUCCUAUGAAGAUGAGCUUUCUUGUGGGGUAUGGAAAGAAAUUCCCUGAGUAUGUGCACCAUAGGGGAGCAUCCAUCCCAGUUGACGCAACAACUGGCUGUACUGGCGGUUUCCAGUGGCUUGAAUCAACAAAACCAAAUCCAAAUGUAGCAGUUGGCGGACUUGUGGGCGGGCCCUUCCUAAAUGAAACAUAUAUUGAUUCCCGGAACAACUCCAUGCAAGCAGAACCCAGCACCUAUAACAGUGCUGUAAUUGUUGGGCUACUAUCAAGUCUGGUCACCACCUCUUCCGCAGUUCAGUCCUUCACUACAUGAGACAAAUUGUUUUGU